Molecule: messenger RNA, 1595 nt
Organism: Linum trigynum
Lineage: Eukaryota; Viridiplantae; Streptophyta; Magnoliopsida; Malpighiales; Linaceae
Source: the annotation of a GenBank genome assembly
CUAUGACAUGAUUUAUACAUCAAUAAGAUAUUCUUCCCAAUUAGAACCACACAAAUCCAUAGCUACAAAAGAGAGAACUUCACAAAAAAAGAAGUGUGAUUUAUUGGACUUACGAGUUAUACAACAAUCUAUCCUUUCUCUAACUCGGCAAUGGAGACAACUUCUAUUGGUACGAGUACCGGACCUUUACACGGCAGAAAAGAGGAGAAGAAAAAAAUGUCAGGAGCAAGAGCAAGGCAAUUCUUUCCCCUUUCACUUAACCAUUAUCACAUGUUCGUAUUACGAUUAUCUCUUUUCAUCAAGCCAUGGCCACUCUUUCUCUCGCAGUUUCCCCACCCUCACCAACCCCAUUCCCUUCCUCUGCUCCUCCUCCUCUUCCUUCCAAUCUCACAAUCCAAUGCUGCAGCAACAACAUCUCAAGCUACAAUUCCGCUCCUCAUGAACAGCUUCACUUCCCCACAAACGGGAAGCCAAGCUUCCAGCAGUCCCCUUUCAACACCAACUCUCCCCUGCCGCCGCGGCCCCGCCGCAUAAUCCUCGUCCGACAUGGAGAGAGCGAGGGAAACGUGGACGAGAACGUCUACACCAGAGUCGGCGACCCCAAAAUCGCCUUGACCCAGAAAGGGAAAGCUCAAGCGGAGGAAUGUGGGAUCAAAAUCAGGGAGAUGAUCGAAGGAAAUGGAGCGGCAGAGGACUGGAAACUGUACUUCUAUGUUUCCCCUUACAAAAGGACUCGGCAGACUCUGCAGCAUCUUGGGAAGUGUUUCGAGCGCCGGAGGAUAGCCGGAGUAAGAGAAGAGCCUCGGCUAAGGGAACAGGAUUUCGGGAAUUUUCAGGACAGAGAGAGGAUGCGGGUCGAGAAAGCUCUAAGAAUGUUGUACGGAAGGUUCUUCUUCAGGUUCCCUAAUGGAGAAUCAGCAGCCGAUGUCUAUGACAGGAUCACAGGAUUCAGGGAGACGUUGAAAUCGGAUAUCGACGUGGGACGGUUCCAGCCGCCGGGGCAGAGGAGCGAGGACAUAAACCUGGUGAUAGUGUCCCACGGGGUGACGCUGCGGGUGUUCUUGAUGAGAUGGUACAAGUGGACGGUGGAGCAGUACGAGAGGCUGCAUAACUUCGGCAAUGCGGGCAUGGUGGUGAUGGAGAAAGGCUACGGUGGGAGGUACAGUUUGCUGAUGCAUCACAGUGAGGAAGAGAUGAGGGAGUUUGGGCUGACUGAAGAGAUGCUCAUUGAUCAGGAGUGGCAAAAACAUGCGAGACCAGGGGAGCUGAACUAUGGUUGUCCGACUCUCAAUUCAUUCUUCACUCAUCUCGGAGACGAUGGGUGCAGAACGUGAUGAGAAGAAGGGACUGGAUAAGUGAGAAGCUAAGCUACCUGUGUUUUUUCAUGGAUGUAGCUAGUUUGCUUUUUUCUGGGUUUAUUUUCUCGUCUAAAGCAGGGGAGUUCCUGUAUAUGUAUAUAUGGUAGAUAAGAAAUACUGCAGAUGUAGUAACUGUUUAGGGUGGCUCAAUGUUUCUUUGGACUUUGGAAAAUAAGACAGGGAAACAUUGUAACUUGGCAUCUUAUAAUCUAAGUGAAAUGAAAUUAACUUUUACCU